This is a messenger RNA of Vombatus ursinus (common wombat), 4078 nucleotides long. RefSeq names its product mitogen-activated protein kinase kinase 3 (gene MAP2K3). Gene Ontology annotation, molecular function: MAP kinase kinase activity; ATP binding. Gene Ontology annotation, biological process: MAPK cascade; protein phosphorylation. The record is from RefSeq and is a predicted model, not a curated record. The transcript has 12 exons. Lineage: Eukaryota; Metazoa; Chordata; Mammalia; Diprotodontia; Vombatidae. Bases 360 to 1373 code for a protein of 337 amino acids.
CCCAACUUCAGCUGCCACGGCUCCUGCCUACCAGAGAGAGAGCACUCAAUCUCCCCUCUAUCUACCUUUCCCAGCCUCUGCCCCUUCCGACCUGGGCUGCAGGAUUAGGAAUCCUACAACGAUCCAAUUGCUUUGGGUCAGGAGAGAGAAGGGAAGCGGGGCAUCGGGGCAGAAACCCCAGGUCACUUGCAAAAGGCCAUCAACCUUUCCGGUGCACCUACCUUUUUGUUGUGCCUGUUUGGGAAGUAAGCCUUAAUGAUGUUUUGCUGGAAGGGCUUUUGAGUUCGACUCUUAGGCUCCUUUUUCCACCCCUCCUGCCCCUAGACUUGCUUGGUUCUCUACUUCAUUUCUGGGAAGCCAUGGACAAAAGGCAAGGAAAAAUCAAGAACAGGAAGGAUUUAAAAAUAUCAUGUGUCUCCAACAAGCCACCCGUCUCCAACCCAACGCCUCCCAGGAACCUGGACUCUAGGACCUUCAUUACAAUUGGUGACAAGAACUUUGAAGUGGCAGCUGAUGAUUUAGUAUCGAUUUCAGAGCUGGGUCGGGGUGCCUACGGGGUAGUGGAGAAAGUUCGACAUGCCCAGAGUGGAACCAUCAUGGCUGUCAAGAGGAUCCGAGCGACCGUGAACACUCAGGAGCAGAAGAGGCUUCUCAUGGAUCUGGAUAUCUCCAUGAGGACUGUAGACUGCUUCUAUACUGUCACCUUCUAUGGAGCCCUUUUCAGAGAGGGUGAUGUGUGGAUCUGUAUGGAACUGAUGGACACCUCCUUGGACAAAUUUUACAAAAAGGUUCUGGAGAAGGAGAUGACCAUACCGGAGGAUAUUCUAGGUGAAAUAGCAGUGUCUAUUGUUCGAGCCUUGGAGCACUUACAUAGUAAACUGUCUGUGAUUCACAGAGAUGUCAAACCAUCCAAUGUUCUUAUCAACAAGGAAGGCCACGUAAAAAUGUGUGACUUUGGGAUCAGUGGCUACUUGGUGGACUCAGUGGCCAAGACUAUGGAUGCCGGUUGCAAACCCUAUAUGGCGCCGGAGAGAAUCAACCCGGAGUUGAACCAAAAAGGUUACAAUGUCAAGUCAGACGUCUGGAGUCUGGGAAUCACUAUGAUUGAGAUGGCCAUCCUCCGGUUUCCAUAUGAGUCCUGGGGGACCCCAUUCCAGCAGCUGAAACAGGUGGUGGAAGAGCCAUCUCCCCAGCUCCCUGCUGACCGAUUCUCUGCUGAGUUUGUGGACUUCACAGCUCAAUGCUUGAGGAAGAAUCCUGCAGAGCGAAUGAGCUACCUGCAGCUAAUGGAGCAUCCUUUCUUUACUUUGCACAAAACCAAAGAGACAGACAUCGCUGCCUUUGUGAAGGAGAUCCUGGGUGAGGACUCAUAAGGAAAGGACAUUACUGCCCUAUGGAGCACCCUCUUCCCCUCUCCCUGGAAAACAGAAAUGAGGAAUGGCGUUCUCGGUGGUUUGCACAGAUCACUUAGUCCCCAGUCCAGUCCACCUCCAACCUGGAGCACGGCGUUAGUGUAUUCUUGUGUCAUCCUGUGUAUCUUUGAGCUAAAAGAGCUACCUAGCCAGCACCAUGGAAAUCCAAGGCCAAGGACAUGUCGUGUUUGGUCACUGCUCCCACAGAAGCCCACGUGGCAUUGGGCAUGUGGACUUUCUCCACUGGCGAGACUCUCAUCACCGUGACUCCUGGCAUCUGAGAAACCAGUCCUUUGUUUAGCCCGGAACUGAGGCCAGAGGAGUUAAGAUGUUGGGAUUGAGGGUGGUUCUGAAGGAGGGAGGGUAGAUCCUUUAGUUCUUGCAAUGUGCCAUUUGUCCCAAGUGCCAAGAAAACUGACCUAGUAAGCAGAGCUGCCCAAUGCUUUGAGUAGAGUGAGUUUCUGGGACUACCAGCUCUGUACUUUUUUGGUUCAUUUAUUCAGUACUUCCCCCAGAUCUGUUUCUUUCUCUCAGCCUCCUGAUAACUCUAACCCAUAGGGUGUAGCAGCUUCUAUCUCUGUACCCGUGCCCUCUAUUUUUCCCUUCCCUAAAUCCACUUUCUUUAGACCCUGAUGUUCCUACCCUUGGAGGGAGGGCUUUGAGUUAUUGGGGAUGGGUGGUGAAUGGGAUGGCAUUGUCUGAGUGGCUUUUGAUGUCUGUAGUAAGGCUAUGGGAAGAAAUCUGUCCUAGCUAGUGAUGUGAAGCUUAAUACCGUGGGAGAGAGAGGGCCCCUGAUCAAUGGUGUGUCAUCCUUGAUGGCUGGUGGAUGCCAUUGUCCCUUUCCCUCUUAGUGUUGCCAACACAACACACCUAGGUCCUGAGGGUAUGGAUAUUUCACAAGGGGUAAUGGGUGUGGGAGGUGAGGAUUUGAUCCUGCCCCCCUCAUACACAAGGUGCCAGACUCUAGUGCUCCCUUCGUUGUCUUUUUCAAAGACCCUGCAAGUUCUCCCUCGUGGCUUAGUGACUUGUUCAGCUGCUCCAGGAUCCACUCCCAAACCAUCUCUUCCUUACCAGCCUUGGGGAUCAGAUCAGGUCCUUUUUUUUUUUUUGUCCUUCUGACAAUCCAAGAGUGUUAUGAGCCUAUGUAAACAGUAAAUUGUAUAGGGUAGGUAGAACAUAGGUUGUAUUAUAUUUUUUAUAUCUAUAUAUAAUGAACUUUUAAAACUGUUUCCUUGUUUUCAUCUGAUGACAGAUAUAGUCCUCCCUCCUGGGAGGAUGGGCUCUGGGGUCAUGCCUGAUUACUGUGAAUAUCAGAGGGUUGGACCCAUCCCCUUUCCUGGGCCCUCCUGCCUGGGAAACUCUUUCUCUCCUUCCUUCAAUCUCUUAGAAACCCUAGUUUCCUUCAAGGGUUAGUUCAAGGACAGCCUUCUACCUGAAACCUUUCCUCAUUUCCCUGCUGAGAACUUCCCUUGGGGGUAAGAAAGAGCAGGAGGAGGUGUCUGCUCCAGGGGACUGUCUGUCCAGCCAGAAUUGUUGCAGGUUGCCUACGAUUUUCAGGGGGCGUGGGGGGUGGAAAUAAACUUUAGGACCAGUGAUUUUCUUUGAGGAAAUGUCUAGCUGUCUUUGAAGCUGCUGGGGUGGAGAUGGGGAGAGGUAUAAUAGGGAUGCUGUAAAGUUGGCUUGAACACUUGGUCAAGAAGCUGAUGUAUGUGUUAGUUGAAAAGAUUUGGAUGGGUACCUCAGGGUGGGGGUGGGACAUCCUAGAUUCUUUGGGUCUGUCACUCUUUAGACCUGCUUCCCAACAAAUUGGCUCAAUUCCAACAAGUCUUGCCACAAGCCUCUCCUUCCCUUUCCUCUCCCCCCUUCCCCAUUUAAACUGAAGCCCUUUGCCCUCUGUUCAAGGAUGGGGGUCACCUUGUCUCUAAGGAUUGUAUAAUCCAGAGGGUUUUUAAAUGACUCAUUGGAAAAAAUGUUCAGUCGUUGCAGCUGUGGGAACUUCACCAUCUGAGCUGGGCAGUCAAGUUUGAAUGUUUCCAGUGGUCCUGGGAAUGGAACAGAGGCUCUUUUUUUUUUUUUGGUCUCCAUAUUCUUCCCUCCUUCCCCUUUUCCCCCAAGAAGAAAGAGUAAAUGUGCAAACCAUCCUAACUCUUUGAAAUAUGUGUGGGUAUACUGCUAAUAGCUGCCUACACUAGGGAGUGAAGUCUGGCCGUAAACUUUAUUAACUUGCCUGGUUGUUUUGAGUUUUAAUUUUUUUUUUUAAUUUAUCUUGAGUUUUGUUUUUCUCUUGCUUUGAGGGUUUGGCUAUUUUUUCUUGCAUGUAUUAGAUGCUUUCCACUCCUCACCAGGGAGUGUAGCACACCCACUUAUAAGGCUUUGCCCUAUUGCAGUGUCUGGCUGGCUGUUGGUAAUGAUGGGGGUAGAUGGGGACAUCACUGAGCUCCCAAGGCCUCUGUUCAAAGAGGAGGUUGGGGCUGGAGUGAGUGGCAGGUGAGUUCCUACCCAUUAACACACAGCUUCUGCCCUGUUGAUGCUGGUGGGAGAGGUGCCUUUGACUUCCAAGGCAUGUGUUCUCCCACUGUGGAUGAUUUGUUUCAUGGAUUAUUAAAAAAAAAAAAACCAUUUUUUUAAAGAAAAAAAUUGAGGGGGAAAAAAGUUAAAAAAAAAAA